Mercurialis annua (annual mercury) is the source of this 1095-nucleotide messenger RNA. RefSeq names its product probable xyloglucan endotransglucosylase/hydrolase protein 8. The transcript is spliced from 4 exons. Gene Ontology annotation, molecular function: hydrolase activity, hydrolyzing O-glycosyl compounds; xyloglucan:xyloglucosyl transferase activity. Gene Ontology annotation, cellular component: apoplast; cell wall. Gene Ontology annotation, biological process: xyloglucan metabolic process; cell wall biogenesis. The record is from RefSeq and is a predicted model, not a curated record. NCBI's taxonomy places the organism in Eukaryota, Viridiplantae, Streptophyta, Magnoliopsida, Malpighiales, Euphorbiaceae. The coding region runs from base 64 to 966 and encodes 300 amino acids.
ACUGCAUUUCAUCUUGAAUAAGACUGAAAAAAGCUCAUUUCAAAAAACUUGGGAGCUAAAAAAAUGGAGAGAAGAGUUUCUAAAAUGACACAUUUUCUCUUCAUUACAGCUCUAAUGGCGGCGAGUUUUUGCAUAUCAUCAGAAGCAGCUGUUUCUAAAGGAUCAUUUGAAGAUAACUUCAGUAUAAUGUGGUCUGAGAAUCACUUCAAAACAUCUGAAGAUGGACAGAUCUGGUACCUCUCUCUGGACAACGACACAGGUUGUGGAUUCAAAACAAAGCAAAGAUACAGAUUUGGUUGGUUUAGUAUGAAGCUGAAAUUAGUUGGAGGUGACUCAGCUGGUGUAGUCACAGCUUAUUAUAUGUGUACAGAGAAUGGAGCUGGACCGACGAGGGAUGAGUUAGAUUUUGAGUUCUUGGGGAACAGAACAGGGGAACCUUAUUUGAUACAGACCAAUAUUUACAAGAAUGGAACCGGUAACCGUGAGAUGAGACACAUGCUUUGGUUCGAUCCUACUGAGGAUUUUCAUACAUAUUCAAUCUUGUGGAAUAAUCAUCACAUUGUGUAUUUUAUAGACAAAGUACCAAUAAGAGUAUUCAAAAACAAUGGCAAAGAAAACAAUUUCUUCCCAAAUGAGAAGCCAAUGUAUCUAUUCUCAAGCAUUUGGAAUGCAGAUGAUUGGGCCACAAGAGGUGGAUUAGAGAAAACAAAUUGGAAAAAAGCUCCAUUUGUGUCAUCAUACAAGGAUUUUAGUGUGGAUGGGUGCCAAUGGGAAGACCCAUACCCAGCUUGUGUAUCCACUACAACAAAGAAUUGGUGGGAUCAAAGUGAUGCUUGGCACCUUUCUGAUUCCCAAAAAUUGGACUAUGCUUGGGUUCAGAGAAAUCUUGUUAUUUAUGAUUAUUGUAAAGAUACUGAAAGGUUCCCAACUUUGCCUGUGGAAUGCUCAUUGAGCCCAUGGGAAUGACUAGGAUGGGAUUAAUUUCUUAAUUUUUUAAUUCAUGAUUGUAAUUCUUUUUUAUAUCUUAAGAUGAGUGUAUAAUGUUUAUUUCCCCCAUAUUUGAAUUGCAUUACUAUUGGAUAUCUUUUUAGUUUA